AUGGAGGGUGAAGACGGAGGUAUGGGAAGCCCUGAGAAAGAAGAUUAUGAGAGCAGUUCUCAUUCCACACCUCAAGAACACAGAUCUUUCGCUGAAUUUGCGAAAGAUAAGUUGGACAGUGCCGGCCGUGAACUUCGCCGCCGCCUUCCUAUGGCAGGACAGCUUGGAGCUCACUUGAUGCAUCCUAGACGCUUGCUCUUGCACUCCACACCCACACAACAUACAGAUGUUGUUUUGAUAUUUCCUAAAGGUCUCCCAGACAGCAUGUUGCUCUGGCUACUCCAGAAGUUGCGAGGAAGUCGGCCGAAGUUGCGUGUGUGUGUGCGACAACAUGCCUCUUCACAAUGCUCUGCGUUCUACAUCACCGCUGACGACGAUGUAUUACUCCAAACUGCUGAAGAGAUGCAUCUACCCAAGUUGUUGAAGCCAGAGUUCGGCGGCGGAUACAAGGAGUUCACAGUCCGAGAUAUGCAUUGUUUUCAAAAGAGUUCAACCGCAUCGGAACUGUUGAACUCUCAAGAGCGAGCAGCUUUAGUAAAACAUGUAUUGGAGUCAGCACGCGCUGAACCAGGUGAUGAACACGCCUUAGAACCCGCUCUUACAUUGAGACCUGGACAAAGCAUUGUACCAGCAUGCGUGAGCAGAGGUGUCGUGGCGAAUAUGUUUCCUUUACAUGAAAGAAGCGCCUUGGAGAGCCUUAGAAAGAAGUGGGUGAAGACCUUGUUCUCUCCUCAACCUUUAGAUGAGAUAAGUGAAUAUUUUGGUGUUAAAAUAGCAAUGUACUUUGCCUGGUUAGGGCAUUACACGCAAUCAUUGACAAUACCAGCCGCCGUAGGUUUCAUAUUUUGGAUUUGGCUCGGUACAGCAAAUGAUAAUUGGAAGGAUAUAGCUUAUGUGUUGUUUUCUCUCUUUAAUGUGCUGUGGGCGUGCGUCUAUUUAGAAACAUGGAAAAGGUACUCAAAUGUACUAGCAUAUAAAUGGGGCACCUUGGAUCAACGAGAUGAGUUACUAGUAGAACCGAGACCGCUUUUCCAGGGCGAGAUGAGCACGAGCGCGGUGACGGGGCGGCCGGAGCCGCAGUACGCGGCGUGGCGACGGCGCGCGUGGCGCCACACCGUGUCGUUCCCGGUCAUGCUGCUGUGUCUCAGCGUCGCCGCCGCCGCCACCUGCGCCUUCCUCAGGGCCCAGGAUUGGUGGGACACAAACAUAGUAUAUUUCACGUGGAUACCACGCGCAUUCCUCGCUAUUAUAAUAGCGGUCGAAGAGGAGGUCUACGCGAGAAUAGCCAGGUGGCUCAACGAUAAAGAGAACUAUCGACUCGAGACAAAGUAUGAGAAUCACCUGAUUGUGAAAAUAGCAUUGUUUCAGUUCGUAAACUCAUUUAUGAGUUUAUUCUACAUAGCAUUCUACCUUCAGGAUAUGGAUAAAUUAAAAGAGCAAUUAGCAGUGUUAUUAAUAACAAGACAAGUGAUCGGUAAUCUUAAAGAAUCCGCCUUGCCAUACGUGAUUGAGAACUUGAGAUUGGCGAAGAUAUGUGUUGAUGUGUUCGGCGCUAUCAGUCCCAGCAAAAUACCAACAUCAGCACAACUGACAGAAAUGUUUGAGAAGAAGACAAAUUCUAGUGGAGAACCACCAGAGAAUAGUUUGGUCAAUGGUACCGCUGAAAAAGAUGACCGCCGUGAUUCGGAGCCUCUUGUCGGACAGAAGGUCAUACAUCAAGCGGAGUUAGAGUCACAACUUUUCAAGUACGAGGGCACGUUCGCGGAGUACCUGGAGAUGCUGACGCAGCUGGGCCACGUGGUGCUGUUCUCGUCGGCCUUCCCGCUGGCGGCGCUGUGCGCGCUGGUCAACAACGCGGCCGAGGUGCGCGCCGACGCCUUCAAGCUGUGCCACGUGGCGCAGCGCCCCUUCGGCGAGCGCGUCAAGAGCAUCGGCAGCUGGCAGCACGCGAUGGAAGCAAUGGUGGGUGUGGCGGUGCUGGUGAACUGCGCGCUCAUCGGGCUGUCGGGGCCCGUGCACCGCCUGCUGCCGGACGCCACGCCCGCACAGACCGUACUCGUCAUCGUCGCUUUGGAGCAUGUGGUACUGGUGAUAGUUCUGGCAUUAAGAAUCGCGAUCCCAGAAAUCCCGACGUGGCUAGCUACAGAAAUGGCCAAGGUUGAAUUCCAGAGGCGAGAAGCUAUCAAGAAUGCUCAUGCGCCACUCAUGUCGGAGUGUCCGAGCCAAGACGAUGUGAGGCCUUCUGCCCGCACCACUCCCCGUACCAUCACUCCAACUACACCGAAACAAAAUGACAAAUCGACUAAUGCUCUCAACGACAAAAAGAAGAUAUUCGUUGGCAAAAUACCAGAAAUACCACCGUUCAGUUAA
Molecule: messenger RNA, 2370 nt
Organism: Arctia plantaginis
Lineage: Eukaryota; Metazoa; Arthropoda; Insecta; Lepidoptera; Erebidae
Source: the annotation of a GenBank genome assembly